Molecule: messenger RNA, 651 nt
Organism: Dreissena polymorpha
Lineage: Eukaryota; Metazoa; Mollusca; Bivalvia; Myida; Dreissenidae
Exons: 2
Coding region: 1-627 (208 amino acids)
Source: RefSeq, a predicted model, not a curated record
AUGGCAGGUCCACCUCCAGCCCAGUCGACCGCCCCACUGCUUGUUGCAGAGCUCGAGAUUAACGGUUGGAACCUUGUGUUCAGAGCUACUUCCGGUAACGGGCAAAACGUGUACAGCGCAUGGAUGACAGGGCAGAAUGCCUCCACUACAAAACCGAUUGAUAUGUCGCGAACCUACUCCAGCCACUUCCGCCAGGAUAAUCUGAACGCUAUCUGGGCAAACCUCAACGUCAUUUACGUAAAGUUUGCUCUGUAUAGUGACAAACGCGAGGUUGGAUUCGUCAUCUUUGACGCACAAGGAAGCGACUUCAACAACUGGUUCGCAAAAGGUAGGGUCGUGGACGCAAGCUGGUCGGACCUCACAAAGACAACAACGUAUAAUUUCUUCUCGAUUGUCGGCGAUGUCAUAUCGACGAUUGAACGUCGCUUUCGCAUCAACACCCUGUAUCAUGGCUUUUGUCUCGGGGAUAUCGGACAUGUGGCGGUCAUCGAAAGGGAAGGGAGUUGUAAUAUGGACAAACAUCCCAGGUACCCGCAGUUCGUCUAUGCUGAUUUCAAUUCAGCAGACAUGUGGCAGAAACAGCAGUUUGGGCGGGCCAAUUACAUGGCGAUAUUUGUGAGCCAUUAGAACCGAUUGACCUAUGUAUAUUUG